GUCACUCACGCGCCCGCUCGCCUUCUUCUGGACUCACUUGUGCUCGCAGCCCCGACUCCCGACUCCCGGCUCGAAGCGAGACGAAGACGAGGAGGAGGAGGCCACACCGUGGCGGAGGUGCGCCCCCUAGGGGCCCCAGUGUAUGUCCGCCCCCAAGGGAGAUGCGGGGAGCAGACGGUCCGUCCGCACGACAUUUGCGCCAGGCGACGGACUGAAGAGCAUCCUGCCCGAGCGUCCUCAUGAGACUGUCUUGCCCGCCGCUCGGGUCACCAAAGCCGCCCUCGCCACAUCGAGCCCUCCGGGCCAUCGCCUCGCCUCUGGAGCCACAUGCGGCGGGGAGGCCCGUCCCGGUGACGCGCAGGCACUUGCUGACGGCGGGCACCAGAAUGGAAGGCCGGCCGAACGCCACGGCCGGCGCCCUCCUGAAACGCCCCGUCUGGCCCACCGUGUCCCUGGCCUGCGUCCUCGGCGCGCUCUUUGUCCUCACGGUGUGUGGCAACGUGCUGGUCUGCUUGGUGGUGUGCCACAACCGCAAGCUGCGCAACCUGACCAACUGCUUCAUCGUGUCGCUGGCCGUCACCGACCUGCUGCUCGGCCUCCUGGUGCUGCCCUUCUCGGCCGUCAACGAGCUCUUCCUGAGCUGGCCCUUCGGCGCCACCUUCUGCAACGUCUACACCAGCCUGGACGUCAUGCUGUGCACGGCCUCCAUCCUCAACCUGUUCAUGAUCAGCCUGGACCGCUACUACGCCGUCACGGCCCCGCUGCGCUACGCCAUGCUGGUGACGCCCAGCAGGGUGGCGGUGGCCCUGGGGGUCAUUUGGGUGGUUUCCUUCAUGGUGUCCUUCCCCCCGAUCCACUUGGGCUGGAACACGGUCAACUUCACGGUGCAGAACAAGGGCGCGGGCGACCGGGACACCACCUGCAUGCUGGAGCUGAACAAGGGCUACGCCCUGCUGGACGCCUUUGGCACCUUCUACCUCCCCCUGCUCGUCAUGUGCGUCACCUACUACCGCAUCUUCAAGAUCGCGCGGGAGCAGGCCAAGCGCAUCAACACGGCCACCUGCUCGGGCACGGCCGGCGCCCACCUGCACAGCCACCUGGCGCUGCCCUCGGUCAGGGAGCACAAGGCCACCGUCACCCUGGCCGCUGUCAUGGGCGCCUUCAUCGUCUGCUGGUUUCCCUACUUCACCGUCUUCACCUACUUGGGACUGCAGGGCCACGUGGACCAGACCGUCUAUGGCAUCGUGCUGUGGCUCGGCUACGCCAACUCCGCGCUCAACCCCAUUCUGUAUGCCGCUCUCAACCGGGACUUCCGCACGGCGUACAGCCAGCUGCUUCACUGCCGCCAGGUGGGGCCCGCGGCGGUGCCCGCGCUGCACCUGGGCAGACAGCACACGCACGGUGCCACCUGCGAGGAAUGCCCGCUGGAGGAGCACGUGCUCACCAUGCAGGACAGGAAUGGAGAAUAUCGGCUUUUCCUGAGUGACAACACGCAGAGGUCCACACUGACGCAGCGGCUCUCCGACUCUUAAGGAGCACCCGCCAGUCUCCAUGGAUUUGGAAAAUAAAGAGGUGCCCGUCUAUCCCAGCAGAUGCCCGGGAGUGGCCAAGGUGACGGCCUGAAGGUCCAGUUUAGCAUUGAAGGACCAGAGCUGUAGGUCCGGAGCCUGGCGCUGACAGAAGGAGAUUGUGGGGUGUGCCACGACGUGUGGUGCCUCCUAGAGGCCUGCAGUGGUGCCAGUCUGACAGGUGCCCUCGUCUACGAUGAACGUCAGUCCAGCUGGUAUUAUUGUGAAUAAAUGCAGAU
Polypterus senegalus (gray bichir) is the source of this 1807-nucleotide messenger RNA. RefSeq names its product histamine H2 receptor-like. Lineage: Eukaryota; Metazoa; Chordata; Cladistia; Polypteriformes; Polypteridae. The record is from RefSeq and is a predicted model, not a curated record. Gene Ontology annotation, biological process: adenylate cyclase-activating adrenergic receptor signaling pathway. The transcript has 4 exons. Gene Ontology annotation, cellular component: membrane. The coding region runs from base 240 to 1532 and encodes 430 amino acids. Gene Ontology annotation, molecular function: G protein-coupled receptor activity.